Pygocentrus nattereri (red-bellied piranha) is the source of this 3911-nucleotide messenger RNA. RefSeq names its product KIAA1841 ortholog (gene sanbr). Lineage: Eukaryota; Metazoa; Chordata; Actinopteri; Characiformes; Serrasalmidae. The transcript is spliced from 21 exons. The coding region runs from base 285 to 2444 and encodes 719 amino acids. The record is from RefSeq and is a predicted model, not a curated record.
CUGUGGUUCAGCCGAGCUGCCGGAGACAAGGAGCCAGCAGCCCGAUCAUCGGCGGAUUAAACCGUUAAUGUAGCUUUAAACAGCACACCGACGGUUACAGGCACUGAAAACAACGAGCUAGAUACAAUACACGGCUGUCUGUCAAACAUGACUCGUUUUUUAGCCCAUUAGGCCCUUAAACUGAGAUUUGUGAUCACUGAUCAAUGACGCUAUUGACUGAGCCAGCCUGGACCAGGGAGUAACAUCAUCGCUACAGAAGGGGCACCGAAGGACGAACUAAUAUAAUGAAUCGUCUUUGUUCUGUCAACAAUAAUUUCCCAUAUGACAAUAACCUCUUGGUGCUGGACAUGGUCCUGAGCUCACUAUGGGGAGUGCCACAGCCAAUCAACUGGGACAACGUUGCCCGGCUUGUUCCUGGCUUCACACCGAAAGAGUGUGCACGCAGGUUCGAUGAGCUGAAGAGCACCGGGAGUUUACCCCUAGUGGACGAGCAGUGUAACGCACUGACUGCAGCCAGCAGCUCUCCUUCUGAACCACUGUCCUCUUACAUCAGGUCCACCCUAUUGGACAUUACUGGUGACACGGGGGAACCACAGACCAAUCAGGGCACGCUCUCGGUGUCAAGCCUGAGUACAAAGCCUGCUGUCAGAGGAGCCAGCGCUGAUAACGAGAGCACAGCGGCCACUGAGGAGCGAGAAAAGGAGGAUGGAGGAAAAAGCCCUACCAUGGUGAUCCACGUAUGUGACGAAGCGAAGAACCUGAAGCAGGAUUUCUCAUGUCCACGCGACCUGCUGGUGAGGGAGAUGCGCUAUUUUGCAGAGUAUCUGUCAGUGGAUGCUCAGCGAUGGGAGGAGGUGGACAUCUCGGUCCACUGCGACGUGCAGAUAUUUGACUGGCUUAUGAACUAUGUCAAGAGAAACUCGGCUGACCACGAACUGGGGAAACAUGUGGAAAAACCCAAACUAGAGCCCAGCAAUGUCAUCUCUAUCCUGAUCUCGUCCGAGUUCUUGAAGAUGGACACUUUAGUAGAGGAGUGUGUCCAGUACUGUCACAAACAAAUGAGCGCCAUCGUGGCCACGCCAUGCAACAUGAGCUGCAUCAACAGCAACCUGGCCAGCCGCAUCGCUCUGCUCUUCACACACAACCAGGCCGACGACAUCAAGGACAAGAAGGACAAGUUCAAAAGUAAGUUGUUCCAGAAGAAGAUUGAGAAGCUGUUUGAUCCUGACUAUGAAAAUCCUGACUCUCCAGGAAAAGCUGCCACGCUCUACAGGUGUGGUCUUUGCCUUAAGCUUCUGACCAAAGACACUGAAAGGAGGAUCUCUUGUGUUCCGGGCAAAAUUAACAUAAACUCUCAAGGGAACAUCGUCUACACACACAGCCGACAUAAAGGCUGGGACAUCCAUGACUUUCUGAACAGCCUGUACGAGGAGCUGAAGUCCUGGGUGCUGGUUUACUGGAGGAUCUGGGGCACCAUUAACUUCCUCACCUGCUCACGCUGUAAACAGGUAUUCCUGUGCAGUGAGUUGUCUCAGUGCAGGUAUCACCCGGAGGCUGUGGUGUACCCGGGCGUGGGCGCUGAUCGCAGCUGGCAUGGUGCUGGGUUUUAUCCCUGCUGCAAACAGAGGGCUCUUCGCUUUGACCCCGCCGCCAUACCCAGGGGCUGUAAGGUCAGGGAUCAUGUGGUCAGUGCGCUGGACGAUGGGGACUGUGGAGAUAACAUGAACUCUGUGCAGAUCAGAAUACUGAACGACCUGCUGCUCCACAGAGACGCUGUGUGUGUUAUAAGCACACAGACUGCCGACAGUUCUGCAGAGUCACCUGCAGGGGGCGAGCAAACACAGGACUGCGACGUAGAGCCGGGAGUCCUGAACAUUCAGAGAAGCGGAGAAAUCACAGCAUUUUCACUGCUGAAGAACUGGAGUCUCCAACUGCGGCAACAGUCUCUGCUGUCUGAGGACGAAGAGUACACCACAGGGUCGGAGGUCACAGAAGAUGAGGUUGGGGAUGAAGAAGAUGCUUCCAAGAAACAAACUCCAAAGAAGGCAAGAAAAUCAGGGAAGCCUUUGAAAAGACAAGCAUCUUCCCCCAGCAUACAGCGCAAAGAGAGAACUGCAGACAAGGCUACUUCAAGAGACUCCACCCCUUUCACAGUGAGCGUGCAGAAGAGUAAAUGGGACAGCAGUCGCUCUAUGAGGUUUAAUCAGGACGCUCAGAGGGAAGAAGACCAGAGGAGAAUGGUGGAGAUUAUGGGUCAUCUUACCAGAAUGCGCUUCGGUGAUUUGGAACAGAACAAGUCAAUGGACACUAAAGAGCUUGCAGGAGGCAUCUACUCCAGACUGGAGGCCCAGGUUAAAAGCUCCACUCAACCCAGUGGCCGACAAAGCAGCUCGGACAAAACGCUCCGGCCAAAGACGCGCUCUGGGCAGUCUAGACCAGCGUAAAGAAGGGAAGCGACAGAUGAGAUGAGCUGAUGAGUACAUAAAAGGAGGAAUAAUCCCCCCCUCCUCCAUCCUGCAUCCCUCUAUCUGAAACUCCGGGCUGACUCGGACAGAGGGACGGACAGAAGGAGACGUUUGCGAUGCCGUAAAGGAACCUGUGUGGUUUUAAUAUGCAAACUGGAUGAAAUAGUAGAGCUGCACUGGAAUGAAAUGUGUCACUUUGUCUCCUCACUAAUCGUGCUGCUAGCUUCAUAAAUGUUACAGCGAUGGUUUGGUGACAGCCAAAUAUACUCUAUUUUACCUCUUCUCCCAAAUGUUAGUCAGUCAGUCUUUAAUUUUGGACUGAAGCUAUGAGGCUAAUAAAGUAAUGGAAGCGUAUGUACACCGAUUAGCCUGGUGCAAACUGCAUUCUUUAAAUCAUGUUGUUAAAAAGGCAUUCCACUGAUUUUUCCAAAUUUCUGAAUAAUUCAAUCGUUGAGAUGUAAAUGGAGUCAUUCAGAGUGGUUUGGUGUGAAAUGGUUCAUUUGUCUUUACAGUGGUGGUCAUAAGAACCAGGGGUCGCUAUGACUACAACACAAAUAUAGACAUUUUAUUUACUAUCCAAAACCACCAGUGAACCUACACGUGUCUUCUGAGCUUUUAUAUGGAAUGUUGUGGUGAUAAACUAUAAUAGAUCUGAAAUAAAAAGUCUUGCAUGGGCCCCAACAUCAUGAACAUGAUAUUUUAGGCCAAAAUGUCCUAAAAACCACUGUUAAACAAUGCUGCAGGCAUCAGGCAGUGUAUUCAUAACCAUUUCAUGUACCAACUUUCUGUGACAGAGCUUUUAGAGGUGGAACGUCUGGUUCCUAUCACCACCAUUGUGAACAAUUCUGACUUGGUAUGUUUCUCUAGAACGGAGCGUUUCAAACCAAACCACUCUGAAUGAUUUUAUAUCUUAACAAUUGAAUUAUCUAGAAUUUUUCAAAAAUCUGUGGAAUUAAAUAGUCUCUAGUAGACUUGCUUAAGUGGUUUCUGACACUGUUACACACACUGAUUUCUAUAAAUGUGGUCAAUACAACAUCACAUUGCUAAAAACAGCAUCAGCAGCAUUUGGAAGAGCCUGUUUUGUUCCAACUUGUAUAUAUUAGCCUCGUAGCUCCAGUGCAGAACAGCACUAAACUUGAUGUAUUCAGAAACAUGGAUUAUAGACAGAGCAGAUAGUAAGAGCAAAUGAAAGUACAUUUGAGUUUUUACCUAACUGACGCUUCAAAGUCUGUCACUCCUCUUUACCUUCAUGUCCUGCUUCUAUAGCCUGUAAGAUAUGCACUCACUCGUAUUCCUCUAGUCCUAAUCUCAGGUGACCCCUCCCCACUCAUCCUCUGUACUAUCCAGCACUGUAACACUGUAGAGUCCUGCGUCUGGAGCCAGUGUCCAAAGCCAUGGUGGAAUGUGGAUACAACUAGAAUAAAGAAUGGAGCAAAGCUUGCUGAA